CUCUUCUUGUGAUAACCUUACCUCUGAUCCCCCCACUUAUCGCCUGCUAACUGCCGUCUAACCGAGCCUUUUCAAAAUGUCUUACUGCCCUAUUUGUAGUAAUCGUAUGGAAUAUAGCGAAUAUGGAAAUCUAAUACCGACUAACAGGGCUGGAAGUGGAGGAUGGAAACCUGAGGCAAGUAAAUCCUUUUAAGAUAGUAUAUACCUCUUUGUUUAAGUCAGGAAAAUAACGUAGUCUUAUGGUUAUAGUAUUGCGGCCCGAACUGUUGGACGUGUGGAUAUCCGCAAGAGCGGUAUAGGAUAUGGCAAGCCGAGUCAGAGAGAAAAAUAGCGGAGAUGAGACGUGCGGAGGCCGAGAAGAAAGCAGCGGCCGAGAAGAAAGCAGAGGCCGAAAAGAAAGCAGAGGCCGAGAAGAAAGCGCAGGCCGAGGAGAAAGCAGAGGAAGAGAGGAAGGCAGAGGAAGAGAGGAAGACGAAGAAAGAGAGGAAGGCUGACGAAGAGAGGAAGGCUGAGGAAGAAGAAAUCUUCAACGCGCGUGUGGAGCACGUGAACGAUGCCAUCACCGAGUCCAUUUCGUUACAGUUUGGCGGCCCGACCCCCGUGGAGCCGGGAGAGCCGGAGUGGCUCGCUUGGGACUGGAAUGAUGGGCUCCUCCUUCGAUCAGGUGGGAGCAGCAGCAGCUGUCCUAACGUGCGGGUGCGACCCGGGCUCUGGGCGCGAGACGAUCCAAAGGCCCUCGAUACGCUCGUCAACCCUCAUGCCCCAUUCUUGAAUCGCCUUGCACAACUCUGCACGUCAGCUCGAGUUCAGGAAUGCACCCGCAGUCCCUGUACACAGCAGAGGGCGAUCAUGGAGCGCUUCGCGCCUGAGUGUGGAUGGCCCCGCUUUCGCCAGUGGGCCAUUGCCGCCAUGGCCUGUCAAUCAUGCUUCACCCACGCACAGAAGCUGACGCGCGCCCACACGCACCUGGUGACGGCCGCCUCGCUCUGCCACUGGCUCUUGAUCGGGUACAGGCACCGCUCCAGACCAAUCGAGGACGAGAUAGUCGGCAAGCGGCGGAACACACACCGCGUCGACCUGGCCAGCGUAUGCGAGGUCAUUUACUGGAUGCUCACCAUUCAAUCGCAUAUUGGCCUUGGCAACGUCGCUGAAGGCAAAUGGGGGCCCGAGUUCCUGCCAGUUGAGGUGGUACAGACAGCAGUAGCCACGGCCCGAGCAAGAGCCCGCCAAAUCGGUAUCUGCCCAUGGCGGCUCGAGAAGUUGACCGAGGUGGCUGAACGCAAGGAGGCUGACCUGCCUGCGCUCAUGGAGCUGGCCCAGCACUACCCAGCCCUGAGCAACUUCAAAGUCGGCCCCGGAGACCCCGAGUAUCACAAGGACCGCUACCACGGCUUUUGCACGCCGGAAGAGUGCGGCCCGAACAAGGCCGAUACCGAACAGAUGACACAACUCCACAAGUGUCCCCCGUGGCAGCGGGACGCCUGUGGACAACAUCCCGUCAAAUACUCAGUCAAGGCGCUCGAACGCUCCAUCGAGGCCAAGAGGGGAUCCCAAUGGUCACGCUUCAAACCACGCAUGGCUGCGCCCGGAGAGCCGUACGUCGCCAUCUCGCAUGUGUGGAUCGACGGCACCGGCGUCGGCAACGGCCCCAAAGGCCUAAAUAGCAAAGCGUCCAGCAACCAGGGCAAUGUCAACCGCUGUCUCAACGACUACUUCACCCGGAUCGCCGAGAGGGAGAACUGCUCGGCAAUCUGGUGGGACACCAUUUCGUUGCCGAUAAACCCAAAGAUCCGGUUGCAGGAGAUCCACAAGAUGCAGAAUACGUACCGCGAUGCCACGCACACCAUCGUGCACGACAGUGGCCUCCUCGACUUCGAGUGGGCCGACGACGGCAGUCCCUGUGUUGCCCUAGUGCUUUCGGCCUGGUUUACCCGCGGCUGGACCGCCCUUGAACUGCAUGUGUCCCGCCGGAGCCUCAAGGUGUUAUACAAGGGCCCCGACCCGCAAACUCCACUGAUCAAAGAUCUAGACAAGGAUAUCCUGGCGCACGACCCGCGAAACACGACCCGUGCUCACUGGAUUGCCUCAUCGAUUAUCCGGCGCUUACGCCAACGCGUCGAGAAUGUCCGCGACAUGUUGAGCAUUCUCCGCCCGCGUGCUACCUGCCGCGUCAAAGACCGCACCACCAUUGCUGGCCUUCUCGCAGACCUGGACCCUCCCACUUGUACAGAAUGCACAAACCCCCCCUCCGAAGACGAUCCAGAUGCAAAAAGACAGGCCUUUAACAAGCACGUCGAGAUGCACACGACCCGCCGAGUCCUGACGACCCUGGGCAAAGUCGGAUGCGCGUCACUCAUCCAUGACAAGGAACCGAUGGAAAAUUCAGGACCCUUCUCCUGGACGCCCAGUGCAGUGCAUGACAUGCCGGUGAACUCAGGGGGGGAUCUCCAACCAGGUAUCUUCGGGGAUGGCAUGCUAGACGUGGAUCAGUAUGGCCGAGUCAUGGGCAGCUGGCACUAUCGGGGCUUGACGCGCGAUGAUGCCGCCUAUUUUGUCGAAGCGAUAGAUUCUGACAACGAAGGAAUGGUUACGCGUAUCACGGAUGCCCUCCGCCAUUGGCAGAACUGCUUGAUCCUGCGGGAGUUACCGCAGGACAAAGGCCCAGCCCUUCUCGCGACGACGGUAGGCAAGGAAUCCGUUAAUGGGAGAACCAUUACCGACUGCCACUACGUGGGCGGCGUGACAGUGCGUGCUGAUAACAAUCCUUAUGGCGAAAGCUACGACAUCAGGUAUUCGUACGGCACCGUUCGAUUUGGGAACGAGAAUGGCCGGCCCGAUAUGAGAGCACGGGACAUCGUCCAGCUUCGUGAUGCUGCUCCUUCUAACGAAGAGAGUUAUGACGGAGAGGACGGCGAGGAGAUACCAGAGGAUGGAGAAGAGGAGGGUUGGAUUGGUAGUGAUAGCAAUGGCCCACGGAGGCCGAGGGGUAUGUUUUAAAUACUAAGUUACUAGCUAACCCUAUUACUAGGUUUCGUGGCAACCGGGCUGCCGGUUUCAGCCGUAACACUAUACUAGCCCUUGAAGAGGUUAUGAUUAGUUUGAAUAAUUUUUCUCAUAAAAAUUUGUCAAUGGGGGGUUGGCGUAGACUCCCAAAACCUGCUGACGCGAUUUAAGUGCCCAUUAUAACUCGUGCGCCCAGUACCGUUUUCCUGGGAGAAUUAGAGGAAUAUAGUAGUGUCUAGUGCAUAUACCCCCACAGCGCCUAACUUCUACAAUGGGAUAGAACUGCUCCGCGAGGUUGACAGCACUUGGAACCAUGUCAACGGCACCGUGCCAUGGAGCGAGCACGACGAGGCAGGCAGAUUGGUGGCAGCCCUGGCAUGGAAGUAUAAUUCCUGCGCGGUAGAUGCUGUCUUCGUGGCGGCACUUCUCCUAAAUGUAGGGAGGGUGCAGGCCGGCCAGGCAGAUCAAACAUACCUGCAGUAGUUUGGCAUUCACGCAAGGCUGAUGCGAAAGAUCAUUCGCCUGCCAUGGUCGAAGCUUACGAGGGUCCAAAUCGGCGAUCUACGUGAUAUUCUUUGCGGGGCAUUGGAACAAGAGGAUGUUAUCUAUAGAGCUUGAAACGUUUGAAUCCGAGAGUCACAACAACGAGGUCGUUGAUCACUGAGGAGAAAUCUGUCGGAGCAGACGAAACUAGACAAAAGUCGGCAGGCGCAGAGGAGCAGGAAUCGAAGGGGGGCGCCGAGAAAUCCAAGGUCGAACUUACACCAGAUGCUGCUAAACAGCAGAUCGUCAACUUCGUCGCUGGUUACAAGGUGCAGAAGAAGAAGGGAGAUGACGAGUUUGAGGAUAUUGACGAAACGCCGUCAAAGAAGCUGAAGACUGUAGAGGAGCCUGCUAUGUGAGCUAAGGCGGCAAGCUCGCCUCUCUGAUAUCAGCAUGUGAGCUAUUACAAGACUUGUGCAGUAUGCAUAGGCAUAGUACAGAACUGAACAAAAGCCGAAGGAUGAGCGACGUAAGGCCCUUCUACCCUCGACACCGCCCCAUGCCUAUUUCUUCACAAGCUGUACCACACUCUGUAUCAAAUUUUACGUCUGCGGUAUGUCAGCGCUGAACGCUUUGUUUCUGCCGAUCGCACGCUGGCGACCGUUCCUAGGAAGCCGAGUCGAUGGUUUGGAGAUGGGCGAGCGCUGAUCGCGGGCUGUCAUGGCCUUGUCAUUGAUGGACUAUCACUGUACAGUACGCGGUAGAUCCUCUGUCAUGGACCAAUUGGUUCGAUUGGAUGUGAGGAUGGGGAAGCUAUAUCCCGCUCGUCGUGAUGCAUUGCUCGGUUUUCUUAUGGGCAUACUUAGUCUAGCAAACUGGCAGCCUAGAGAGGAUCAUAAGUAUCCCUCUCCGGUCCUCUCCAUCGCUCGACCCUUUUUCUCACUUACUAUACCCAUAACAACUCUACUUGAACUAUACUGUACUCGUCUAGCGCUCAUGGCACUCUCUCAGAGCGUUAAGUUCUAGACGUUGUUAGUUCUGAAUUAUAAAGAAAAAAUUAUAGUUUAAAAGAAGCUUCCUCCUUACACGUCUUUAUCUUUGUACUAUAAGAUGUCAUAUAAUAUAGAUUAGCACUAGAUAUUACCAUUGCAAAACUGCCA
Molecule: messenger RNA, 4646 nt
Organism: Pseudogymnoascus verrucosus
Lineage: Eukaryota; Fungi; Ascomycota; Leotiomycetes; Thelebolales; Thelebolaceae
Exons: 4
Coding region: 337-2997 (886 amino acids)
Source: RefSeq, a predicted model, not a curated record